Cryptomeria japonica (Japanese cedar) is the source of this 5703-nucleotide messenger RNA. RefSeq lists its product as uncharacterized. Gene Ontology annotation, biological process: negative regulation of DNA-templated transcription. The coding region runs from base 276 to 5054 and encodes 1592 amino acids. Lineage: Eukaryota; Viridiplantae; Streptophyta; Pinopsida; Cupressales; Cupressaceae. Gene Ontology annotation, molecular function: acyltransferase activity, transferring groups other than amino-acyl groups; transcription corepressor activity. The record is from RefSeq and is a predicted model, not a curated record. The transcript is spliced from 11 exons.
GCCAAAUUAAGCGGUAAAUAUCCUUAAAGCUAAGACCGACACAGUUGAGGUUUACCGUGGGAAAGGGAAGAACAAAAAAAAUUAACAGCUAAAAUUGGGGCUGAAUUUGCCCGCCGAUAGGAGGGGAGCAGCUUUUAUGUCAUUGGAAUCGUGGUCGCUGAAUUGCCAAAUUAGCAGUUUUGCUUAGGGUAGGGUUUUUUUUAUUACCAGAACAUGCCUGUGAACACCUCAUGUCUCCUGUUCGACACUCGUGAAGAGAGGCGAUUACUGUGACGAUGACAUUGGCAAUGGCUGGUGAAAAGAAGCUUCUCCUCGGGCAAGAUGUAGAGGUUCGCCAGCUUGAGGAGGGGCUGCGAGGGGCAUGGCAUGCAGGGGCUGUGAUUAAGGUGCAGAAAUGGCGACGUUAUGUUGAAUAUAAGGAGCUUCUAAGCGAAGAUGGAGUGAAGAAGCUUGUGGAGAAUAUUCAAGUAAGUGAAGCAGUAGAAGGUUUGGGUCUGAGGGUUGGAAGGAAAAGUAAAAUAUACAGGGGUUGUAUUAGGCCGUUGCCCCCUGCUCUGGAUCAGAAAUGGGCAUAUAAGUAUGGCCUCUGUGUUGAUGCUUUUUUUGAAGAUGCUUGGUGGGAGGGCAUUCUUUUAGACGAUUUAGAAGACUCUGAAGAUAGGCCAGUACUUUUUCCAGAUGAAGGCGAUGUGCAUGUAAUUCAUAAGAAGAAUUUGAGAGUCACACAGGACUGGGAUGAAAAGGAGGGGACCUGGAGUGUCCGUGGGCAUUGGGUUUUGGCCUCCAUGCGAGAGAAUUUUGAAAGAGAAGGGUUGUCUAUUAGGGUAGUUUGGUAUUAUUUAAGAGAGAAAGUUGGUUUUAUAAAGAAGGUGGGGGAAUGGACUUCUGCUGCCCAAGAAGAAUUAUUGUGUGCCAAGUUGAUGAAGGAAGUUGUGGCUGAACUCACAGCACAGCCUUCAAAGCAAAUAUUACCUUUUAUGGAAUCUUCCACAGAAUAUUCAAGAUUAACUUGCAAUUAUUCAAACACACAGCAACCAUUGCAUGCUGAACUGAAAGCCUCAAACAAGACUCAGGAGUCUGAAGAGAGCCUCGUAUCUAAUUUGGUCCAAGACAAUGAUGCUGGGGCCAUAAUUUGCUGUGAAAAAUCUGUUCUUGGAGGGGCUUUAGAUUCCACUGUCUCCCCAGAUAUUCCGAUUGCUUCAUAUACUAGUGAAAAAGAUUCAAUGACAACCAUACAUGAAAGGACCAACAUGUCAUCUGAGUGCCCCCCUGAGUUGGGCUUUGAAGAGCUAAUGGAUCCUAUAGAGAAAGAAUUGUGUAAUGCAUCAUCUAGUACAGUAGGUUUGGGUGUUGAAGUAGAUUGUAUUGACAAAGAAUGUAGUAGAAGCUCACUGGAAUCUCAGGAGGUGAGUGUGGCAGAAGUGAAGGAACAAGCAGGCUCAGCAGGCAGGGAAUCAUUCAACAGUGCAGCCAGCAAGUUGAAUUUGAAGGAGCAAAUGGACAGCUAUGAUACAGUAUUAUUGAAGGAUUUACUCAUCAGAGCAAAAUUAAAGGGAAAAAAAGAACACAUUGAUAGGAUGUUGUCUGAUGCUGUAUUGAAUGGUGCAGGUUUGAAGGAAAAAUCAGAGUGCAUUGAAACAUUGGUCUCAGAGUCUCCAUCCUAUAAAACAUGUUUAAAUGACAAAACUGAGUGCAUUGAUACAGUGUUAUCAGAGUCUUUAACAAAUGGAUUGAAGGAUCAAAAUACUUUCACAAAUGUCACAGAAUUAUCUAACAAAGUGUCAGGUAAUUGCAAAUCACAUGCUUUGGCAAUGCCCAGGAAAUCUGAAGAGAAGCAAAAAUUGGGACUGCAAUCAACUCCAACUCUAACAUGGGAGCAGUGUGUAAAUAAAGUAAACUUUGACUCAACAUAUUGUCCUCCAGCAGUCCUUAACUAUAAGCCUAAUUUGGACAAGAAUUUAAAGAAAGAAGCCUGUAUGAAAGCAAAAAUGCACCUUCUAGCUGUAGGAUGGAAAUUUGAGUUUAAAAAUCGCCCUGGCAAGGAAAGAUGCGAUAUACGAUAUGUUUCACCAACAGGCCAUAAUUACUAUUCUCUUUUUAAAGCUUGUUCGGCAUGGAAGAAUGAGCAGAAGCAUCAGGCCACGAUAGAUGGGAAUUGUGAAGAUAAUGCAGAGGCUGAAACAUCAAAUAAUAAUAUGCUAGGUUGCGUGUCUGCAUCUCUGCCCCUACAAAAUGCUGGGUUGAGGGUUAGGAGAAACAAGUUAGCUUGCCGUGUUGAAUUUGGAAAGAAGCGACAGAGAGUUUCUGUCCCAUCAGAAGUUGCAAGGUGUGAACUCAACAAUGACAAUAAUGCUGAAGAUACUUCCAAAAUUUAUAAAGGAUUGAAACAAGGGGUUAGCAAAGGUGGGAAGCUUCAUAAUCACGGCAAUAAGCAGAGAAGUGUUACACGUGAUGUGUUACAUCUAUCAGAAACAUCUCAGAGAUUAAAGGUAUGUGAUUUUCAAUCAGAGUUCUUUGACCGGGAUGUUGUGCAAACAAAUGGUAGCACAGAAGGAACAAAAUCUAAAAAUUCUGGGCAAGGUCCAGAACAGGCUACUUUUUCAAGCAGCAAAAAGCGUAAAUUCAAUUUGGAAGGUUCAAGGAGAUAUCAGAAACAAAAAAAAGCAAAACGUUGCCACCUUCUGCUGAAAAGAAAUGGCAAAUCAACCAAUGGUCACCGAAUGCAGGCACUUCUUUCUACUUCAGAAAAAUCAAAGGAUGUAUCUUUAAGUCAUGGUAGGCGUACUGUCCACUCUGUUUUAUCCUGGAUGAUAGAAAAUGACGUGGUGGCUGAAAAUCAGAGAGUUUUUUACUGGAAUAGAAAGGAAAACUACUCAAUGGCAGAGGGUUGGAUAACCCGUGAGGGAAUUCGAUGUAAAUGUUGCAGAAAUGUAUAUUCUCUAAGUAAUUUUGAAUUCCAUGCAGGAAGCAAGCUUCACCGCCCUUCAACCAAUCUUGUUUUAGAAGAUGGCAGGUCAUUGCUGCAAUGCCAGAUGAAGAUGUUGGACAACAAUAACAGGCCAAAGGGGCAUGGAGCCGCAACAAGAGGACUAAGAAAGAGAAAAGCUCAAUUCCAAAGCGAUGACAUCUGCAAGAUCUGUCACUUUGGUGGAAAAUUGAUCCUGUGUGAUCAUUGCCCAAAUUCAUUCCAUAUAGAAUGCAUUAAUAUGGAGCUUGUUCCCAAAGGAAAAUGGUACUGUCCAAAUUGUCGCUGCACAAUAUGUGGGCGCAGUGAAUUCAAUGGUGAUCCAGAAUGCUUCACAGAAUUGACAGUUCUUUUUUGUGAUCAGUGCGAGUGUCAGUAUCAUGUGGGAUGCUUGUAUGACCAAGGAAUGCCAAAAUUAGAUUCUUGUCCUAAAGGAAACUGGUUCUGUAGUGAGAGAUGUUCUAUGAUAUUUUCACAGCUUCGGGGUCUUGUUGGAAUGGUGAAUCCAUUAGGUGUUGAAGGUCUCUCUUGGAUGUUGCUAAGGUCAACAGAAGAAGAUCAUGAAAGCUUUGAUCAAACAUCAGUUGAAGCUACUGCAGAGCAUCACAGCAAGCUGUUUGUUGCACUCUCUGUAAUGCAAGAGUGUUUUACGCCUAUCAUUGAGUCCAGGACAAAGAAGGAUCUUGUUGAAGGAUUGAUUUUUAAUAGAGGAUGUGAUCGAAAUUUGUUGAACUUUCGUGGUUUCUAUACAAUGAUACUGGAAAAGGGAGAUGAACUUAUUUCUGUGGCUACAGUGAGGAUUCAUGGACAAAGAGUUGCAGAAAUGCCUCUUAUUGGUACACGCAUCAAAUACCGUCGUAAAGGAAUGUGUCGACUUCUUGUCAAGGAACUUGAAAAGCUCCUUCAUUCUUUAGGGGUUGAAAGGCUUAUUUUGCCAGCAAUUUCUGAGCUAAAGAAUGCAUGGGAGAAGGCGUUUGGGUUUCAGAGGAUGACUUCUGCAGAAAGAUUUGAGCUUUUGCAACACAGUUUUGUGAAUUUUCCAGACACAACAGUGCUUCAGAAGCUAUUUGUGAGAGCAGAAGGAGCUGCCAGCGAAAGUGGACUAGCAGCGAUGCAUUUUAAUCUAGGAAGCGGGCAUGGAGAACAGCCAAUUCAGGGAGGAAUUGUUCCUAAGAAUUUUGAUAUUAGUACAUCGAAAAUAGGAUUACCUUAUGCGGAUGUUACAGAUAUUGUGACUCCUAUCUGGAGUUUGCCAUGUGACACUAGCACAUACAAGGUGUCACCCUAUAGUGCUGGAGGAAAUGACUGCAUUGAUGAUGAUAUGAAGCGGUCUCUGCUGAGAGGUUAUCAGCAUGAUGGUUCAGUUUCUUAUUCAAUGAAAAAGCACAGAAUUCAAAAAAAUUCAAUAAAAAAUGUCAUCCAAACUACUCCAGUGGAGGAUGAUCUGUACUUGUCUAAGGUGGUUGUAGGAACUACACGUUCAAAUCGUCUGGUGAGGCAAGUGAAGUGGAAAGUUGCUUAUUCUUGUCAUAGGCAGAAACUUAAACCAUUCUGGUCAGAAGAACAUCAGUUCAAUGGAAGAGAAUGUAUGGUGAAAAGAAAACGGAGUGAAGGAAAAAGUUAUAAGAAGAAAGAGGAUUCUUCUAUCCAAGACAGGUGCCCUGUUAUCACUGUUACUGACUCUUUGGAAUCUUCACAGGAUAAGGAUGUUCAGCUUGGCAACUUUGAAAGAAGGAAACAUGAUGAAGAGGAUUUAACAAGAUGCAGGAAAAGUACAACUACAGUUGAUGGGAACUGCUUAUCCACCUUAAAAGCAAGUGCAUCUGCAUUCAAUAGACCUACAUUUCUUGAAGGGAGAUCAAAUUGUGAAGCUUCCCACAAGGAAAAUGUGGGGAGUAAUUCUCAUACACUACGUAGUAGUGAGUGUUACAGGGAAAAUGAUUAUGGGCAUCUGAGUUGCAUAAAGUCUUUUAAGUAUUUUUAUAGGCGACGUAGAAGAUUAUUAUGUUCUGGGAAUCACUUGUAUGGGGAUAUCCCAUCUGAUGGAACAUUAUCAGUAAGAUCUUUACAUUCCAAUGCAGUCCGUUGAUGAAAUUGGAGCAAUGUAGAGUAACUUCUAUUCAACCUUGACAGAUUUUUUGUGUAUUUAUGGUUGGAAGUAUAGCUGGAUAGGAUUCUGCUAAUCAGGAAGUGUCCUAAAUUUAUGUGAAAAAUAUGACGCAGAAUGCUUGAGUAAAAUGUCAGAAUCAUAAGUUGUCAAGCAGAAACUUGUUAUAGAAAGGCAAUAUGGACAUUUUCAACGAAAGUUCUUGUUAUUGUAGCAGUGGCAUCGAACACAGAUAAAUCUGAUACACUGUAACUUAAGCAGAGAAGUGCAGGAAGUUGAAAAAAAUGUAGACACAAGGGAGUGAUUAUAUUUGAGAUCUCCGCUGCCAAAUUUGACUCACAAGAUUGGCUGUAAAUAAGAUUGCCUUUUCAUUAAAGAUGCAAGGUAUGUGGCUGUUUAAAAAAUGGAGAGAGCUUUUAAAGGAGCUGCAUCUUCUAGUUUUGGUUGGUCAAGUCUCAAUUGUGAUUUUCUAGAGUUGAGAGAUCCUUUUACCAAUAAUCAGGAUUCCUGUCAUUGGCUUCUGCACAAGUGCUUAGGCUGUCUGUAAUCAAUAAUUUGAAUGAUUUAUUGUAUAGAUUUUCUUCUUUCAUUUUGAGGAAUGCAAGGAAAGAGGCAAAGUUGUUUAAAAUCU